Tetranychus urticae (two-spotted spider mite) is the source of this 1394-nucleotide messenger RNA. The record is from RefSeq and is a predicted model, not a curated record. Lineage: Eukaryota; Metazoa; Arthropoda; Arachnida; Trombidiformes; Tetranychidae.
GAUACUGCACCUACCAGAUAAUGCACAUAAAUUUUUCAAUGGUCCCUCAAAGGAGGUUAGACGUCAUUUGUUUACAUUUUACAUAUGUAUUUUUUCUUGUAAUAUGAACAAUGCCUUUGAGGAAUCUUACAUUAAAUGAAAGAAAUAAGUUAAUUAAUAAUGUUCAAAUUGAUAAAUUUAAAACAAAAGAUGCUGAAGUCAAGUUUAAAGUGUCCAGAUGGACAGUGUCAAGAUGUUUAAAUAAUUCACAAGAAAUUGAUGAAGCUGUACAAAAUGGACUAGGAAAGAGAAAGAGAUUUGAAAGAAGACCGGAAGUUUUAGAUCAUGAUGAGAGAGUCAAGAAAUGGAUAUUGUCAUGUCAAGACAAAGGUUUACCUUUGUCAGCUACAUUGAUUAUUGAAUAUGCCAAAGAAGAGGCAGAAAAUAUGGAUCGAGAUGAUCUGAAAUGUUCAUGGUCUUGGUUUUCAAGGUUUAAAGAAAGAAUUAAUUUGAAAUUAGGAAGGACCAAUGGUGAAAAAAAAUCGGUGAAUUUGAAAAUAGUUGAAUAUUGGAAAACCAAUGUUAUCCCAAGGAUCAUGAUUGACUGGCAGUCAGAAUUUAUUUAUAAUUGUGAUGAGACGGCAUUAUUUUGGCGACAAAUUCCUGUCAAGACAUAUUUUAUCAGUAAACUUGACCAUUCCGGAACCAAAAUAUUUCAUGAAAGAAUAAGUAUUUUAUUUUGCGUUAAUCGCAAUGGUGAUAAAUUACCUCCUCUAGUCAUCAACAAAGCCAAAAAGCCACAGUGUUUUUAUGCAAAUUGUCUUGACAAUUUGUUCAUACAAUUUUCUCAUCAAACUAAUGCGUGGAUGAACAAAGAGCUUUUCGUUGAAUGGCUAACUACUUUUCAUAAUUCACUGGCGGUCGAAGGAAAAAAGAUUUUACUAAUUCUUGACAACUUCAGAGGCCAUAGAAUUGUAGAAAGUGAUUUUCCUCUAAUUACAUUUAAAUUUUUACCUUCGGGUACUACUUCUUUGACACAGCCCCUUGAUGCCGGUAUUAUCCGCUCAUUUAAAUCAAAAUAUCUAUCUCUAUUUGUAAGAAAAAUUAUUUCUGAAAUUAAUUCAACUAAACAUAUCACUGAAAUAGUCGGUGCAUUUAAUUUACUUGAUGCCUUAAACUGGCUUGAUACUGCUUGGAAAAGUGUAUCAAGCGAAACAAUUGUUAAUUGUUGGACCCACUUUGGUUACAAAGUUGACAGUCAACCAAUUUAUGAUGAUGAUGAUGGUACAAAUAAUCUAUCUCAUUUGUUAAAUAAUUUAACUAUUGAAACUCAACCAAAGCAUAUUUGUUGGUGUGUUGUAAACAUACUAGAUGGCUUUACUGUCGGUUAUACAUUCAUUCGUUUUUUCAAAUGA